AUGCGCGUAUCUCUCAACCCAGUGAAGCAUCCACACAUUCAGGCGAUGUCCCAGUGGAACCAAUUCCCAGACCGAGCUGCCAAGUUCAAAGUGUAUGGGUCUCUUCUAAUGGUCCACAUAGAUGGACCAGAUACAAUGGAACUGGAGCUAACUCUGUGGCAGCCUCCAAGGUCGGAGAUGCAAACCAAAGAUUGGGAGAUCCACACGGACAUCACACAGGUGACACAUUACAAAGUCAAGGCGUCAGCUCUGGUGUUCAAGUUGAAGAGUAGCAAGAACUUGAAUUUUCUGAGACAGUGCAAGAACCUAAGUGGACGCAAUUUAAGUAUGCUACAAGGUCUAAUCAGCUGUUUCCAGGGUCAACUGUCACAAGACGGAAGAAUAACGAUGACGAACAUCGAGCUGCUGGACACUGUUCGUCUAGAAUCGCUACUGAAAGAUGGAGAUAAGCAGCUCGCCGAGUUUCUCAUCAACAUGGACCGGACAAUUCAUAUCAAACUGAAAGAUCUGGUGUCCUGGUUGUAUGAGCUGGAUAAACUAUUUGCAGAGGCGAAGCGUUUAUUACCCACAACUGCUAAUAGAAGACCAGACCAAGCACUGUUUGGAAUGGACAAUUUUUUUGUCAAGCAGGAACUGGACAGUGAUGGCUUUGAGAGGGUUUACAAUGGUUGUGUCGAGACUGAAGCUGAUAGGCAGGCCCAGGAAGCAGCAGAGUUGGCAUUCCUAUUUGGAGAAAACCCGGCUGCGACUAGUUCUCAAAAGGGACAUACUAACGGAACUGCGCUAGAAAAAUUACACCCCAUCGUGAGCUUGUCUCAAUUCAAGAACAAUUCUUCGUUAAAACAGUCCGUGAAGGUACGAUUUUCUUCGAUCAAAAUCAUAGGAUAUGACUACAGCGAAGAGGUGAUGAUUGUGCUUGGGUACAAUGCCCCUUAUCACGUCAAACCAUUUCAAAUCAAGAUCUCCGAUGACUUGAUUCAAAUGACUCUGGCUCUGAAUAAGGACGAGGAGAUCCUUCCGUUCUUAGGGGUAUCAGAUCUGAGACAGCUUCGACAAUCCCUGCCUGAGAUCAAUGUUAAGAUCAACCGAAUCAACAAUUCCCAGAAAGGAACAAUCUCGCUACGAAAGCUGGUAACUACAGUCCCUUCAAAGGGACGUUUAAUCAAGUACUCAACUGAUUCUUCACUGGAUGAAGUAUAUCAUUCGGCUGUUACUGAUAACAGUUUAUUUUGA
This is a messenger RNA of Komagataella phaffii GS115, 1233 nucleotides long. RefSeq lists its product as hypothetical. The coding region runs from base 1 to 1233 and encodes 410 amino acids. The record is from RefSeq and is a predicted model, not a curated record. The transcript has a single exon. NCBI's taxonomy places the organism in Eukaryota, Fungi, Ascomycota, Pichiomycetes, Pichiales, Pichiaceae.